AUGUUAAUUGGAAUAAUGAAAUAUUUAUAAGUAUUUAAAUUUUUAUCAGAAGAAUAAAUUACAGGAUUAAGAAAAAAUCUUUUAUCAUUAUGGAGUUUUAAUAAAUUCAAAAAUGCUAUUAGAAUAGUAAAUAUUUAACAUCUUUUGACUACUCCAUUCAUGCUUGAAAUUGUUGUUUAAGUCUUGCCAACUAUGACAAAGAAAUAUCGUGGAUCUAUGAAAAUUAAAGAUAUUGUGAGGACGAAUUAUUAAUACUUGAAAAAGAGAGCCAAAAUUUAAAAAUUAAAUUAAAUUAAUCUUGUGAAAUAAAUAAAUUAAACUAAAUUAAAUAUUAUCUGA
Messenger RNA from Paramecium pentaurelia, 339 nucleotides. NCBI's taxonomy places the organism in Eukaryota, Ciliophora, Oligohymenophorea, Peniculida, Parameciidae. The record is from the annotation of a GenBank genome assembly.